Molecule: messenger RNA, 1128 nt
Organism: Mesorhabditis spiculigera
Lineage: Eukaryota; Metazoa; Nematoda; Chromadorea; Rhabditida; Rhabditidae
Source: the annotation of a GenBank genome assembly
AUGAAUAAAGACGCGGAUGAAUACCAGAAUCAAAAGAAGGAAAGGAAGCAAAGAAGCGGCAGCGGUCCCACCACGACCCCGCCAGCUGGGAAAUCGAAAAUUAGCCGAAAGGAGACGCAGCGUGCGCUGCCAAAGCCCAGUCAGAAAGAGCCCAAGGAGAGCAAGACUCCCGUCCCCAAGAAAACUGUAGAAGCUCCUGCCCGGCGUACCGAGAAGUCGGAGUAUACGCAGUUUGAGAAAACGCCGCCGCGGCCGACUCACAUCCCGGCAGGCACCCCCGAGGAAAAGGCGAAGAGCACCCCUAGUGGGGCGGCGUUGAAAACCUGUGAUGACAAGCUGAUUCCAGCUCAAAAGACAACGUCGGGGAACAGCGCGAAAAAGGUGACGAAGAGGAAACACAGCAUGGAGCAAGAAGAGAAGACAGACUUCGAGCAAACCGCUGAUCCGGCCAGGCCGGCAAUUGCCAAAGCGCCCAGGCCGGCCGGUGAUGCGAUUGAGGCUAUGAAGCGGCUUGAGGCGAAGCGCGCUCGCCGUCUUGCGCGCAAAGCACGAAAAGCAGCGCUGCUGAAGGAGGGAGGCGCUCCCCCGACAGUGACCGGUGAUGACGAUGAAAUCUCUCCGCCAAGUGACCUGUCGAAUAAGUUCCUCAACAUACAAGAGGGAACGCUCAAGUCCUGCAUGGAAACUUUGGAUCCGACCGUGAAUGGUUCCGGCAAGGAAAAGACCAAGAACGCCGAUCAGACCAAAGAGGAAAGGAAUUCGGGCAAGGAGAAGCGCUUGGAAGGAGCCAAAAUUGAAAAGAAAGACGACCUUUCGGCAAAAGCCAAGAAGCAGCUGGGCGUCGAGAAGUCGCCACUAAAGACCGAACAGACCAAGGAUGAGAGGACAUCGGGCAAGGAUAAGGCGCACGACAAAGACAAGACUGAAGCGGCGAAGGAUCAUUCGGGCAAGGAGAAGGUCCUUACAUUCGCGCUGUUCUAUAUGGAAUUACAGAAGCGCGAGCAACAGGAGGGGAAGGAGAACAACUCGGGCAAGGAAAAGAAGCAGACUGACGCUGAGAAACCGCAGACCCCUGAGAAGGUGCACGACAAGACCAGAAAGGACGAAUUCCCCGCGUCGACGACCUUG